AUGGAGCUACAAGAUGUAUCUGAUGGCACACGAACCUCUCUUCCCUUGACAGCCUGCAGGAACCGAGAAGACUACCAGGCAAUAGACAUCGCGCUACGGAGCGCGCCCAGUCCUUCUCCGGAUCCGCAGGAGAAAGGAAAUGCGCCUUCGAGAGGUCAGCGGAGAUGGAGCCUCGCAUUUGGGAUGCGUAAAUUCUUGGAUGUUCCCAAUCCAGUAUUUUUAUCAUCGCAAUUUUCAAAAGCUCACUCUCUGUGUGGCAAGCGUGCUCGCCAAAAAUCCAGGAACAAAUAUCUCGGACAUAAAAACAGAGCCAGAAACUUAAACGAAAUUAAGCUUCUACUUCCGGGCAUCGGCACCGUUGAAUAUCGUGCUCCCGAUAUCGCUCUUCGUAGUCACCCCGAUAUUUCAACUGGAUUUGGGAGGAAGGGCUGGCUUCGAAAUCCGUGCCUCAUUCGAGAUCAGACGUGGCCGCGUGGCUGGUAUGUGAAUUCAAUUUCUAGUACCCACGGAGAAGGCGCUUUCCUCGGGGAUUUAAGCUGGAUGAGGCUGCCGCAGAACGGUCAGAGCAAACUCGCAUGCGGUGUCCAACAUCGUUCGCCCUUGCCGCUCAGUGCGGCAGCCCUCGGGACACAGGAAUAUCCGUGCCCACACUGGUAG
Messenger RNA from Hyaloscypha bicolor E, 657 nucleotides. RefSeq lists its product as uncharacterized. The transcript has a single exon. Lineage: Eukaryota; Fungi; Ascomycota; Leotiomycetes; Helotiales; Hyaloscyphaceae. The record is from RefSeq and is a predicted model, not a curated record. The coding region runs from base 1 to 657 and encodes 218 amino acids.